AUGAAUUUGAAAUUCAUUUGUUUAUUAUUCAUUUGUAUAAGUAGCUGCAAUGGCGUAAAGCUGUUGGAAGCGAACCCGGACGUGAAGCGAUUGUACGACGAUCUGCUGAGCAACUACAACCGCUUGAUCCGUCCCGUGACCAACGUGACCGACAUUCUCACGGUGUGGCUGGGCCUGAAGCUGUCGCAGCUGAUGGAGGUGAACCUCAAGAAUCAGGUCAUGACGACCAAUUUGUGGGUGGAGCAGAAAUGGUUCGACUACAAGCUCCAGUGGAAUCCUGAAGACUACGGUGGCGUUGAAAUGCUGUACGUGCCGUCGGAGCACAUCUGGCUCCCAGAUAUCGUGCUGUACAAUAAUUGGGACGGUAAUUACGAAGUGACGUUAAUGACAAAAGCAACGUUGAAGUAUACUGGCGAAGUGAACUGGAAGCCGCCUGCGAUCUACAAGUCGUCCUGCGAGAUUAAUGUCGAAUAUUUCCCAUUUGACGAGCAGACGUGCUUCAUGAAGUUCGGAUCGUGGACCUAUAAUGGAGCUCAAGUGGACCUAAAGCAUAUGGAUCAGUCUCCCGGUAGCAGUCUUGUACACGUUGGGAUCGAUCUGAGCGAAUUUUAUUUAUCCGUCGAGUGGGACAUUCUGGAAGUACCUGCUACUAGAAACGAAGAGUAUUACCCUUGCUGUGCUGAGCCUUUCUCUGACAUAACAUUCAAGUUAACGAUGCGUAGAAAAACUCUUUUUUACACGGUGAAUCUUAUAAUUCCCUGCGUCGGUCUCACGUUUCUAACAGUAUUGGUAUUUUACUUGCCGUCAGACUCCGGCGAAAAGAUUUCGCUCUGCAUCUCCAUCCUGGUGUCCCUCACUGUGUUCUUCCUUGGUCUGGCGGAGAUUAUACCGCCAACGUCCCUGGCGAUCCCCUUGCUUGGGAAAUAUCUGCUAUUCACCAUGAUACUCGUCUCGCUCAGCAUAUCAUUAAGCAUCUCGAUACUGGUAUCACUGACUGUGUUCUUCCUGUUGAUGGCCGAGAUUAUACCGCCUACAUCACUGGCGAUACCGUUGUUAGGGAAGUAUUUGCUGUUCACAAUGAUAUUGGUGUCAUUAAGUGUGUGGAUGACGGUGUUGGUACUUAACGUGCAUUUUAGGUCUCCCUCGACGCACACCAUGUCCCCGUGGAUGGAGAAGCUGUUCCUCCAGCUGAUGCCGAAGCUGCUGAUGAUGAGGAGGACCAAGUACUCACUGCCCGACUACGACGACACAUUCGUCUCCAACGGAUACACCAACGAGCUGGAAAUGAGCAGGGACAGCUUGACCGAUACGUUUGGCGAUAGUAAAUGCGAUAAUGGUGACUACCGAAAGUCCCCUGGCCCCGAAGAUGACAUGCUUGGAGCCGGCGCACACCAACGACCCUCUGUUACUGAAUCGGAAAAUAUGCUGCCGCGUCAUCUCAGCCCUGAAGUUGCAGCCGCUUUACAGAGUGUUCGGUUCAUAGCACAACACAUCAAAGACGCUGACAAGGACAACGAGGUGGUGGAAGAUUGGAAGUUUAUGUCAAUGGUGCUCGACCGCUUCUUCCUUUGGCUGUUCACCAUCGCAUGCUUCGUGGGAACCUUCGGCAUCAUCUUCCAAUCCCCAUCUCUUUACGACACCCGAGUGCCCGUGGAUCAGCAAAUAUCAUCCAUAUCAACAAAAAAGAACAAUUUCUAUUACCCAACGGACAUUGAAACUAUUGGUAUUAUAAGU
Molecule: messenger RNA, 1734 nt
Organism: Iphiclides podalirius (scarce swallowtail)
Lineage: Eukaryota; Metazoa; Arthropoda; Insecta; Lepidoptera; Papilionidae
Source: the annotation of a GenBank genome assembly